ACUUUACGUUUCAUGUUUAAUUCUUUUUACACCUUUUGACAAAUACUUAGAAUUAGUGAAAGACUGAAACUUUUUUCAAGUAUUUGAGCCAUACUAUACCACACUGUUUAUGUUGGUUGCUCUACUUAAGUGCCCCCCUUUUCCCUCAUAGCAUUUCUUUCUUGUCACACACCCUUUGCUUCACCCCUUUUUUCAGUUUUUAGAGAGAAGGAGCAUAAGGAGGAGAAAAAAAAGAACAACAACACAUACAUAUAUUGGUCAAGAAGAAUGGGAGAUAACAAGGACCAUGAUUUCUUUUCCCACAAAUUCCCCACAACCUCUCAGGUGAUGGAAGAGAUGAAGGAGCUGUGGGGCAUGGCUCUACCCAUCACAGCUAUGAACAUGUUGGUGUUUGUGAGAGCAGUGGUUUCUGUUCUCUUUUUGGGUAGGCUUGGAAGCCUAGAGCUAGCAGGUGGUGCACUUUCCAUAGGCUUCACCAACAUAACAGGGUACUCUGUUCUUGUGGGUCUUGCAGCAGGCCUAGAACCUGUGUGCAGCCAAGCCUUUGGUAGCAAAAACUGGGACCUUCUCUCUCUCUCUCUCCAACGAAUGGUCCUCAUCCUCCUCAUGGCAAUAGUCCCCAUAAGCCUCCUGUGGCUGAACCUCGAAAGGAUCAUGCUUUUCAUGGGCCAAGACAGUGCCAUCACAGGAAUGGCAUCACUCUACUGCUUCUACUCUCUCCCAGACCUUUUAACAAACACCUUACUACAACCCUUAAGGGUGUUUUUGAGGUCACAAAAAGUGACCAAACCUAUGAUGUAUUGCUCCCUUGUGGCUGUUUUGUUCCAUGUGCCAUUGAACUAUCUUUUGGUGGUGGUGAUGGGGCUUGGGGUACCAGGGGUGGCCAUGGCUUCAGUGAUGACUAAUCUAAACAUGGUGGUGCUGAUGGCAGGGUAUGUGUGCGUGUGCAGGAAGAGGGAGGUGGUGCUGAAGUGGCGGUGUGGUGGUGGGGGAGUGGUGUGCUCUGGGUUGGGGCAGUUGAUGGGGUUUGCUGUGCCUAGUUGCCUUAUGAUAUGUUUGGAGUGGUGGUGGUACGAGAUUGUGACUGUGCUGGCUGGGUACUUGCCACGUCCAACACUGGCUGUGGCUGCCACUGGUAUUCUCAUUCAGACAACUAGCAUGAUGUACACUGUCCCAAUGGCACUUGCAGGCUGUGUUUCUGCCAGGGUAGGGAAUGAGCUUGGAGCUGGGAAACCAUACAAGGCAAAACUAGCAGCAACGGUUGCCUUAGGAUGUGCUUUUGUGAUAGGCUUCAUCAAUGUUACAUGGACUGUGAUAUUGGGUCAAAGGUGGGCUGGGCUUUUCACCAACGACGAGCCCGUAAAAGCCUUGGUUGCAUCAGUCAUGCCGAUUAUGGGCCUGUGUGAGCUUGGGAACUGUCCACAAACCACGGGCUGUGGGAUCCUUCGUGGCACGGCCCGACCUGGUAUUGGGGCCCACAUAAACCUAGGCUCAUUCUACUUUGUGGGCACCCCGGUGGCCGUGGGCCUGGCCUUUUGGUUCAAGGUGGGGUUCAGUGGGCUUUGGUUUGGGCUUCUGUCGGCCCAGGUGGCAUGUGCUGUGUCAAUCCUCUAUGUUGUGUUGGUGAGGACAGAUUGGGAAGCUGAGGCUUUGAAGGCUGAGAAGCUCACUAGGAUUGAAAUGGGUAGUUGCAAUGGGCUUAGGAAUAAGGAAAAUGAGAGAGAUGAAGAAAGCAAAGGGCUCUUGGUGAAUGGAAAUGGGAACAAAGAUGACACAUGCUAAGAAAAAAGACACCACACACUAGAGAAAUGAAAUGACACCAAUUAUGACAUUGGGAUUUUCUUUGUUGGGUAGGAUCAAUGGGGUUGGAGGCUUGUGAGUUAACUGCUUUAUGAUAAUUUUGAGGAGGGCUUGUCUUUUUUAUUUUUAAUUUAAUUUUAUUUGCUUGGGGAAACCAUUCCAAUCCAAAUCUCAUUUUCUAUACCAAUUGCUACAUAUAUAUAUUUAGCACUUUUGUCUCCCUCUCUCUGGUGUUCCUAAUGGGCAAGUUUUGUUUUGGGUGUUGAGAUGAAAAAGUAGCUUUUGCUGUGUUGUGUUGUGAGUGACAAGUGCAAGGAGAUGUGGAUGGGAUGUGAGAAUCUGGCAUCUGACAUUUGAUAAUAUUUUAGAUGUAAGGCUGAGAGACAGAGAUUAAACUGAAAGCAGCUUUGCCUGAAAGCUGUUGCACAUAAUGCAGCACUUAUAAUAAUAAUUAUUCAAGCUGUGUA
Molecule: messenger RNA, 2267 nt
Organism: Glycine soja
Lineage: Eukaryota; Viridiplantae; Streptophyta; Magnoliopsida; Fabales; Fabaceae
Product: protein DETOXIFICATION 54
Exons: 4
Coding region: 268-1782 (504 amino acids)
Biological process (GO): xenobiotic detoxification by transmembrane export across the plasma membrane
Cellular component (GO): membrane
Molecular function (GO): xenobiotic transmembrane transporter activity; antiporter activity
Source: RefSeq, a predicted model, not a curated record